This is a messenger RNA of Andrographis paniculata, 716 nucleotides long. RefSeq lists its product as uncharacterized. The record is from RefSeq and is a predicted model, not a curated record. Bases 148 to 438 code for a protein of 96 amino acids. Gene Ontology annotation, molecular function: microtubule binding. The transcript is spliced from 4 exons. NCBI's taxonomy places the organism in Eukaryota, Viridiplantae, Streptophyta, Magnoliopsida, Lamiales, Acanthaceae. Gene Ontology annotation, biological process: cytoplasmic microtubule organization.
AUAAAUAUAAAGAGGAAAGGGGAGUUCAAUUUGAUCUAUUUUCUUUCUCUGCGAUAAUUUGCAAAUCCGGAACUUGUUUUGAAUCUCAGUGCUCGACUUCUGUCGCCGGCGGUUGUCUCCGUCGUUCGAAAGCAAAUUUAGAGCAGAAUGGUAUGCGAGAAGUGUGAGAAGAAGCUUUCGAAAGUGAUAGUGCCGGAUAAAUGGAAAGAAGGAGCAAGCAACACCACUGAAGGCGGUGGCCGCAAGAUCAACGAGAACAAGCUCCUCUCCAAGAAAAACAGAUGGAAGCCUUACGGGCAAUCUAAAUGUAUGAUCUGCAAGCAACAAGUGCAUCAGGAUGCUAAAUAUUGCCAUACAUGUGCUUACAGUAAAGGCGUAUGUGCAAUGUGCGGGAAACAAGUACUUGACACAAAGUUCUACAAGCAAAGCAAUGUGUGAUGCAAUCGACUCUCACGCCCAGCUUACAAUCUGUCCCUAUUUGCUGUAAUCUUGAACUUGAAUGGUAAAAACUAGAGUCUUUGAACAAGUGAUUUUAUGUUGUAUAUGAUAUCCUCUUCCAUACAUUUCCAUCGUGUCUCUAACAGGCAUUUCUUAUUACCAUAUGCUUUUUCAUUUAAAUUUUAAUGCUUCCUGAGAAAAGAAAUUCUUGGUCAUUUAAGGAUGUGUUUACUUGUGUUAUGAAAUUGUCUUAGUGAUCUGUGUUGUUUUGGGUUUAA